Cinara cedri is the source of this 7519-nucleotide messenger RNA. The record is from the annotation of a GenBank genome assembly. Lineage: Eukaryota; Metazoa; Arthropoda; Insecta; Hemiptera; Aphididae.
AUGAAUACAUUUGAGAUCACUCAGUCACCAAACCAAUACAAAUCCAAUGCAAUAACUUUGGAUAAAUAUGGAAAACUCAUGGCAUAUGGCUCAAAAUCUAUUGUUGUACUAGUUAAAGGAUUAGAAAGUAAUAGUGUUUUUGAUUUUCAAUACAAUCGUCUCAAAUAUAACACACAAAAGGCUCAUGGACGCAUCGCAGCUGUAUCAUUUUCUCAUGAAACUGACAAUUACAAAGAUGCAUAUUAUUUGGCUUCUAUAGAUGAAGUUAAUAUUUAUGUUUGGGAAGUUCAAAGUUUGGCCUGUAAACAUUUAAAUUCAUUUGCAGUAAGUUAUUUUAUUUUGUUUAUAUAUUGUAAGUAGAUAUGCAUAACAUUUCUAAUAUAUCAAAUAUAUUAUAUUUAAUAUAUUUUUUAAUAUUUAUAAUAAUAUAUAAAAAAAUAAUAAAAUCCUAAAUACCUAUUUAUAGAUAUAUGUGUAUAUAAAUAUAAUACAUUUGUAUAAACUAUUAAAUAACAACAUAUAGAAUUUUUAAAAAGUUAAAUAUUUCUAUACACAAAUAAUAUAAGUACAAUAUAAUAUAUGUUUUACAUAUUGUUUUAUAUUAUAUUUUUAUGUGGCCAAUUAAUUAAUUUUAUCAAAGUAGAUAUCUACAUAAAUGUAUAUUAAUAAAUAUUUUUUUUUUUUAAGAAUGAAACUACAAAAAUAGUUUUAUUAGAUGUAGCUUGGCUAUAUAAGUGUUUAACAUUAGUAGCAAUAUCUGAUUCUGGAACUUUGCAUAAAUGGAAUAUUCAAACACUAGACAUGCAUAAAUAUACAUUUGAUUUAAAAAUGCAACCUUUAACACUAGUAGCUUGUCCUCAUAAAAGCAACAUAAUUGCUAUUGGUUGUAAACAUGGCAAUUUAAUUAUUUAUGACUUGAUUGGUAAGUUCAGUGUUUUUGAAAAUUUGAUACUAAAAACAUAAUAUAUAUAUAUAUAUAUAACUUAUGUUUAGGCGAUGGACAAAUAUUACAUAAAUUAUGUUGCCACGAAAGAAAUAUAUAUUCAUUAGCUUGGUGCCCAGUUCCUUUCAGUCCACUUGGUUGUGAUCGGUUAACUCAACCUUUAUUGUUAGCAUCCACAGCUUCUGAUAGUACAGGUUUAAAUAUAUGGCGUGCUGGUCUGGACAUGGGUAAUGAAGCUAAAAUUGUAUUACCUGAUAAACCACUGAGGGAAACUGUUUUCAAGUACAUAUAAUAUACAAUUUUGCUUACUUUGUGGUAUAUUUUUAAAUAACACAUUUAUGCUGUUGGGCUAACAAUGAUUUUAUUAGAGUUUGAAUUGAUUAAAAAUAACUUUUAUUUUCCCCUACACAGUAUGAAAUUGUAGUAUUGUGUAAUGUCCUUAUAUAUGAAAUAUUAUAAUCAGUAUAAUAAUUCAAAUAUAUUAAUAUAAAUAAUUUAAAAAGUAUUGGUAGAUGGAGGUUUUAUCAUGUUUUUUUUUUAACAUACAAAAACAUUAUGUUUUGUAAACCAUGGGUAGUAAAAGUGUACAUUUACAGUAGACUGCAUAAUAUAAAAAUACAAAUUUUUGUUAAUUUUUUUUAAUCAAUUCUUUAUUUCUAGAAACAACAUAAAUAUUAUUUGGAGCUGCAUCAGAUGGGCAAAACCUACUUUGAUUAUUAUUACAACACCAUUUGGUGAAAUUCUUAAAGUAAAAUUUAAACCAAAACCGAAUUUUGAAGCAGUUGUGUCAUUAAUUAGUGAUUCUCAUAAGGAUGUAAUUUUUACUAUAGCAUGUUCUUUGUAUGUUAAAUAUAAACAUUAAAAUUUAAAACAUACAUCUAUCAAUUUGUAUAUUUGUAUAUUUUUAAUUAGUGAAUCAGCUAAACCAUAUUUAUGGUCAUCCUGUAUGAGUAGAAAAUUGAUUCGUACACCUUUAUUUGAUACUGCUAAAUCUGGUGACUUACCAUUAGAAAUACCAACACUUAAUGGCUUUGUAUAUUGUUUUGCUCUUUCUUUGGUCAAUGCAUCUAAGUGAGUUAACUACAAUUAUAUUUUAUUUAUUUAUUUAUAGUGCUGUAAUAAUUUUAUUUACUAUAAUAAUAUAUUUUUAACUUUAUUCCAACAUUGAUAGUUUUGCAUUUAGUGUGGGUGAUGGAAAAAUUUAUUAUUGGAAUGUAUUUAAUGAGGUACAAUUAGAAUUGUUUACAUUAAAUUCAGUAAGCUCAAAAGUGUUAUCUGUAAGUUAAACAAAUUAAUUUUUUUAACUCUUAGGUUCAAAUCUAUGUUUUUUUUUUAGUUGGCAUAUCAUCCGAAAAAUGAUAAUUUAUUAGCAUUUGGUACUGAUGAUGGACGUGUUGGUAUCAUUAAUUUAAGAAGAAAACAAAAUAAUGUAAACUUGUUGAAAACAGUUCUCUCUCAUCCAGUUUAUCGUUUAUGUUGGGCACCACUGCCAAAUCAAAUAGUUGAUGUUGAUACCAAAUUUUCUCUAUAUGCUGUGGGUAAUGGUCAAAUUUUAAUAUACAAUGACAGCAAUAUUUGGAAAGGUAGGUAAUUAAUAUAAAUAAAAAUAAAUCUUAGAUUAUUAUACUUAGUACAUAGUGUGAAUAAUAUCAGUAUCAAGUACCUUAUAUUUCAGAUCCACAUAAUUUAAAAGAAUAUAUACAAUUCAAUGAAAUUGAAGACAGUAUUAUGACUCCUGUUAAACACAUUGAUAUGGCAUGGAAAAUGGAUUAUAGUGUAGCUGCAAUAGGCAAUUCUAAUGGGUAUUUUUGUGUAUUCUAAAUAUAUUUAUUUUAAUUUUUGUUAAAAAUUAUUUUGUCUAGGACAAUUUAUUUAUUGGAAGGAGAUACGUUAAAACUUAAACAUGUAGUAUAUGGUCAUGUUCAAUCUGUAGAAUGUAUUAUUUGGCAUCCGACAUAUGUUACUUGUGAUUACAGUAAAGAAUCAAAGUAUAAAAAUUAUUUUGCAUCAAGUUCACAUACUAUUCGAGUAUAUCAAUUCAAUGAUGGUAAUUACAUUAUUUAAAACCAUUAUUUAUCUGGAAAUUACGAUUAACUUUUUUCAGAUAGUAAACCAUUGUUAGUAGUAGAAUUUAAGGGACAUACAGAAAAAAUUAAUGAGUUAGCAUGGAGUCCUCAUCGAAAUUUAUGGCUUUUGAGUUGCUCAAGUGAUAUGACUGCUAAAGUGUGUUCAAUAUAAAUAUAUAAACCUUCUAUUUAUAAUAUUCAUGUUACAUGUUAUUUUUUCAAAUAGCUUACUUAGGAAAACACUAUAGUUCAACAAUAAUAUAAAUUUAUACCUAGUCACUUAUUUUACAUACAAAUACAUUUACUUAAUUGUUUUUAUUAUUCAUAAUUGCUUUAAUAGAAUUAUUAGUUAUUGAAGUUAAGUAUUUUUUUUAUAUUAUUUGUAUAAUUUAUUCUUCAGGUUUGGGAUGUGCAACAAUCUUCUCUUAUUGGAGUUUAUUCAAAACACUUGUCUGCUGUUUUAUGUGGAAUAUUUUCUCCAUUAGAUUGUGAUAUAGUAUUUACUGGUUCUGCUGAUAGUUCGGUACAUUCAUGGCGGAUCUCAAACAAUUUACCCAAUGAAAUAAUAGAUUGCCAAAGUAAACUAAUUCAUAUUUCAUAUUAAUAUUAUAAGUAUAAAUAUAAAGGUAGUAUUAUUAAAAAUGCAACAUUUCUAAAAUUGCAGAAAACAAUGAUAUCAUAUUAUUGUUAAAGAAAAAGCUUGUAAUAACAAAAAAUUAAAUAUAUAACUGGCAUUUAUUUUUGUUUGUUAUUUUAUAACCUGGGAUUUUUUCUGUGACAACUUUUCUACCAAUAAUCUUACUCUAACUUUUAAUGAUAGCAAUGUUUUUAAAAGGAAAUUUCAUUAGCAAGGGUAACAGCGAGGUACUUUUAUGUUUUUUAAUAAUGUAUUUAAUUUGAUAUUUAUAGGAGACACUAAUUUAAAGCAAAUACAACAGUUUCCAUUCUUAAGUCAUUAUCUUCAUGGAGAAAACCAUUUGGAAGAAGCUGUACAUACAUUUAUUAAUGAUUAUUUUAAUGAUAAAAAAGUACAUGUAGCCAAACCAUCCAAAUUUCAAAUUAAUAAUUUGGCAUUUUUUGGUAAAAUUGAAGACAUGAAACAGUUAUUAAUAAAUGAAAGUAAGUUAAUCAAUUAUUUGUAGUAGUAUUUAAUUAUAAUACAAAACCAUAGUUCUUAGAUUAUAAAUUUGACUCAAUCUUAUUUAUUUCUAAAAGUUACUGUAGCAUUAUUUAUAGUCUCUUCAGUAAGAUAUUUGAAAGAAAAAAAUCAUCUCAAUAGGUAGGUAUGUAUUAUUAUUAUACAGUUUCAGAUUUGUAUAGGUUUAAUAAAAUAAUUAUCCAUACAUUCAAAAUUAAAAUUAAAAUAUUGAGUAAAAGAGUAUUUUUCAUAUUAUUUGUGCACAAUAAAAAAUAUCAGCAUGGUAUCCUAUUAGUUAGUAUUUUAAACAUAUAAAAUGUAGAAAGAAAAUUAAAUAUAUUACUUUAAUUUAUUAUUAUUUCCAUUAUAGUAAAUAUUUUUUUUAAUAAUAAUCUAUUAUUUAUGUACUAAAAUGUGUAAAAUUUUCUGAUUACAUUAUGUAGGAAUGUAUGGGCUAUAAUGUUAAUAUUUUUAUAAGGAUUCAUAUUAAUACAAAUCAAGUUUAGGUAAAAUUUACUAUUUUUUAUUUGAUAAUUAAUAUUAUUUUAUUGUAUAGAGAAUGUGUUAUUAAAAACUAAUCUAUCAAAUAAAAUAACUUCUUGUGCCAAAAAUAUAAGUUUAUGGAGACAAAAUUUAGAAGGUCAUUUAAAAAAUGCAAUUGAAACUAAUACUAUAAACGAAUGGAUGGUAGCUGUUUCUCCAACUAUUAGUUUUGAGUAUGUGUUAAUUGGCAAUUGACAAAUAUUUAGCUAUUAUACAAAUAAAUAUAUUUAUUUGUGUAUUUAUAUUUAGAUUUUGGAAAAGUAUGUGUGAUGCAUAUGUAAGACAACUAGAAGAAGCUGGAGAAUUUUCCAAAGCUUCAACGUAUUUGGUAGGAUUAAAAAAGUUUAAAGAAGCCACAAUGAUGUUAAUUAAAAAUCAUUGUUUCUGUGAAGCUUUAUUGAUUACUUUGAGCCAAGAAAAACCGGAUCAAGAAAUUAUAAUAGAAAUAACUACAAAGUGGGCUCAAUAUAAUAUUCUUCAUGAAAAUUUUAUAGAAGCUGCUCAUCGGUUAGUAUAAUUUAAUUUAUAUUUAUUUAAUACUUAACAUUUUUCAUUUUAUAAGUACAUAGUUCUUAAUUUUAUUUUUAUUUUAGGUAUUUGAGCAUAAAUGAUGGACUAAAUGCUAUGUAUUGUCUCAUGAAAGUCAAACAAAUUAGAGAACUUUCAUUAGCUGCCAAGUUAGCUAGAUAUCUAAAUGAAGAUAUUGAAAAGUUAUUAGUGGUUGAUAUACUCAAUACAGAAUAUUUUAAGUAUAAUAAAUGGAAUAGGGCUAAAGAAUUUUUGGAAAAUCAUCCUAAACUUGUUGUAUGUUUAUAAGACUUCAUUUACCUAUUAUAAACAAUAAAUAUUAUUUUGACAUGUUUUAAUUACAAUUGGUUUUUUGUUUGUAGUAUUUGAAUAUGUGGGUAAGUGUUCAUCAAGCAAUGUUUGAACUAGAUCCUAAUGUCACUCCAAAAAUAAUUAAAAAUUGGAUUUGUACUACAGAUAGUGAAAACAAAUUUACAAUAUUAGAUUAUAUUCUUGAGCAUAUUGAUUGUAAACCUGAUUAUUAUGAAAAGUUAGUGUGUUUAGUGGAGUCUGAAUUCAUAUCGGACAUUGCCCAUUCGUUGCCAAAGGUGAAAUAAACAAUUUAUAUCUGUUUUAAUAAAUCAUCAAAUUUUAUAUUUUUCUAUAAUAAUCCAUUCUUAUAAAUUUAAUAUUUAACUAAAUAAAAAAAACACUCGACCAUCAAUUUAUAUUAUACAUUUGUAAUCAAAUUAUUUGAAUUCAUUAUAAACAAUAAUUUACUGUUCAUUUUCAAAUAAAUUGAAUUUAUUUUACUUAUUUAUUAUAUCACAAUAUAUAGUUGUUGAAUGUUAAAGUAAAAUUAAAAUAUUUAUAUUUAUAUUGAUUAAUUUUAGACAUUUGUCUAAUUAAAUAAUUAAUAUGCACUUAUUAAAUCUAUUUUGUUUUAUAGAGUACUGUAUAUAUAGCAGGACAAUUGUGUUUAAUAGCAUUACAAUAUCAAAAAACUAGAUUAUUGACCAUUGAUUCUCAAAAGCGCUUAAUAAAAUGCUUUACAGUUGCGUACAAUUAUGAAAUGAUAUAUUCAGAUUUGUAUAAGCUUCUUUCAAGGUUGAUGAUAUGGAUAUUCCCUAAAGGUUAUCUAAUCUAUAUAAAUUGUAAUGCAAUUAAAUUAUAUUUAUACUUACUUAUUUAUUUUUGUAGGACCAUUAGCAUUAGAUUUGUGUACAUUUGAAUUGAAUAAUACACUAAUAAAAACUAUUAGAGCUUAUUUGUGCUAUAAUUGUUUUUUGUGGUUAAAACUCCUAUACACUGAUUUAAAUAAACAAAUUAAAGAAAUUGAUACAGAUGACAGAAACAACGUAAACACUAUUUAUGAUGAAAUUAUUAUUUUAACACAUCAAUUUCAACAGUUAUUUAACAACUACAUACAUGAUAUAUUGGACUUGAAAACUUUAAAUUAUUUUAAUGCAAAAAACGAAAUAGAACGCAUAAAUAAAUUACUGGCUUCAGAUUCUUUUGCAGAUUAUGUUGGUGGUAAGUUUUUAAUUAGUUAAUAAUAGUGUUAAUAUAUAUAUAUAUUCUUUUGUAACUAAAUACUUAAAUAUAAUUUAGAUACAAUAAAUGAACAGUGGAAAGAAUGCAACAAGACUCCUAAUAGCAUAGAUGAAGUAAAGUAUAUUAAGGUUUUUCAACGUAGAAAAAAAUUAUCAGUUGUCAAUGAAAUUGUUUUGGAAUCAUUAAAGAAUUAUGGAAGCAUUAAUAAUACUGUUAAUAAUCCCAAUCACAAACUAUAUGCACUCAAGAAUCAAGAAGAAUCUAGCUAUUUUUGUAAAUCACUUCAAGAAAUGGAUAUAAAUAACUGUGAUUUAGUUUAUACAUGUGAUAGAUCAACAAAAACGCAACACCAUACAACACAUUUAAUUAAUUCACCAGAACAAAAUUUUGAUUAUUUAAAUUCAAAUAAUUUUGUUAGGAUCAAAAGUGAAAAAUGCAAAAAAAAGAUGUACACUUUUUUCCAAAAUAUUAAAUCGGAGUUAGACAAAUAUAAUUGUUUGUUAAAUGAUCAACCAAUUGUUCAACGCGUUACUAAUUUAGAGAUAGAAGCAUCAAAGAAAAAAAAACUGGAAAAAUUUAUGAUAGAAUUUGAAAAUGAAAGGAUAAAUUCCCCCGAUCCAUUUUUAUUUAUAGCAGUAUUGAAAAACUAUAUUAAUACAUUUGAAUUAUAAACUAAUUGUAAACUUGUUUAAAAAAGUAUCAAUGUUACUUACAGUGUUGUAUAUUAUUUUAUUGCUUUAACUACUAUUAUUUUCUUAUGUACUAAAC